GCAUGUCUGUUGAAGGUUUGAAGGAAGUCAAGCUCCCUGCGGGUGUUACCGCAAAGGAUAUCCUCCACACUGCCCCCUACAAUGCCUACAACCCUCAGCAAAAUCAGACGAAGCACUGCUAUGCCAAGUACAACGAAUUCUUCAGGUGCGCUGGCGUGCAUGGCGAAGACGCCAAGGAGUGCAAGAAGAUCAAGCACCACUUUAUUUCGUUGUGCCCCGUUGAAUGGAUUGAGAAGUGGAACGACCAGCGUGAGGCGGGAACGUUUCCGGGUCCUUUAUAAAUCUGUGCAUCCUUUGGAAGGACUUCGUGGAGAUUUUAGGCUUCAAGGAGUCGACAUGAUAUAUAUUACAGAUGUUCAUGGAUUAAAGAACAUUUGACGUUUGC
Messenger RNA from Guillardia theta CCMP2712, 385 nucleotides. RefSeq lists its product as hypothetical. The transcript has 4 exons. The record is from RefSeq and is a predicted model, not a curated record. Gene Ontology annotation, cellular component: respiratory chain complex IV; mitochondrion. The annotation marks the transcript as partial. Lineage: Eukaryota; Cryptophyceae; Pyrenomonadales; Geminigeraceae.